Messenger RNA from Quercus lobata, 1094 nucleotides. Its product is annotated as peroxidase 5-like. Lineage: Eukaryota; Viridiplantae; Streptophyta; Magnoliopsida; Fagales; Fagaceae. Gene Ontology annotation, molecular function: heme binding; peroxidase activity. The record is from RefSeq and is a predicted model, not a curated record. The transcript is spliced from 4 exons. Gene Ontology annotation, biological process: hydrogen peroxide catabolic process; response to oxidative stress. Bases 11 to 994 code for a protein of 327 amino acids.
UCUAAACAAAAUGAGUGCAAGGAAGCUAACUUGUGCAUUUAUAACUUUGACUGUGGUUCUGUUAUGUCAAAGUGUGCGUUCUCAGCUUCAAGUAGGCUUUUAUAGAAAUUUAUGUAACUUAGCUGAAACCAUAGUUAAAGAGGAGGUAAGAAAAGGCAUCAGUAGGGACGAGGGAGUGGCUGCUGGUCUUGUGAGACUACACUUCCAUGACUGCUUUGUUAGAGGUUGUGAUGCAUCAGUACUCAUUGACUCCACUCCAGGAAACUCAGCAGAGCAAGAUUCUCCAGCAAAUGAUCCCAGUCUACGGGGGUUUGAAGUCAUCGAUAGAGCCAAGGCUAGACUUGAAGCCAUAUGUAAGGGUGUUGUUUCCUGUGCGGAUAUAGUCGCAUUUGCAGCCAGGGAUAGCAUAAUGAUAGCUGGAGGGUUUGGCUAUGAGGUUCCUGCUGGAAGAAGAGAUGGCAGAAUUUCUCUAGUUAAUGAGACAUUUACUAACUUACCUCCCCCUAAAUUGAAUGUUGACCAACUCACUCAAGCCUUUGCAAAGAAGGGUUUCACACAAGAAGAAAUGGUCACCCUUACUGGAGCACACACCAUUGGCCGCUCUCAUUGCACUUCUUUCACUGAAAGAUUGUACAAUUUCAAUGGAACCACAAGUCAGGACCCAAGUUUAGAUUCUACAUAUGCGACUCAGUUGAAGCAGAGGUGUCCACAAGGCAGCAAAAAUCCUAAUUUGGUGGUUCCAAUGAACACUGAUUGCCCUAGCUUCCGUGAUGCAGGCUACUACAAGAAUGUUCUAGCUAACCGUGGACUGUUCACAUCAGACCAAACACUCAUGACAAACGCAGCAACAGCAAUCCAAGUGAAUCAAAAUGCCAGGAACCCCAAUCUUUGGAGGAGCAAAUUUGCUGCUGCAAUGUUGAAGAUGAAUCAACUUGAUGUAUUAACGGGUGAUGCUGGUGAGAUACGUUCAAAUUGUAGGGUGAAAAAUAGCUAGAGAGAGAGGAGAGGGAAGCUUAGUAAUCUUUAAGCUAAAAGCUGGAUGCAUAUUGUGCCUGUAAUCAGUAUAAUCACAAGGCAAGCAAUAAUUAUUCAAG